GAGAGUGAGAGAGAGUCUUGUAUAGCAGCAGCUGGUGUUCCACUGCUAAGCACAGCCUCCAUGUCAGCUUUUCUGUUGCUCAAUUCCAGACUCCAUGUCUAAAUGUAUGUCUCUUCUGCAUUUUGACUAUCUGUCUCUUGCUUAACAGCUCUCAUCCAUAUAACAGUUUCCAUAGAGGAGUCAGACCCCAGUUUUCAGUCUGGAGGGCAAGGCCCCAGUUGAGUCCAGAAGGGGAGAUGGUGAUGAGGUCAGUUCCCUGUCUGGAAAGCCCAACCCUGAUUGGUUGAGCCCAGCCACCCUGCCUGUCACCCAAACAGAGAGUGCAGCGUCCGGACCCUGGCAAAGCGAGAGCUUGCUGGCUGAGUCUUGGUCCACCAUGGGCGACAUGGAUCGCGAGGACACCAAGAGCCUGGACAGCAGUGACGGGAUGAUCCUUCCUGAAGAACGCAGCGAGAACCACUCCUCCGUCUCCGACAUGGUGCACCUGGAGCGGGAAGAGGCUGAGCUGCUGGAGGAGGAAGACCUGGGGGUGGAGGAUGAGGAGGAGGGCACCCUGGAGGAGGAUGAGGAAGAGAUGCAGAGUAGUAUGUUGAGCAUGCUGGGAGGGGAGAGGGAGCUGGCUGAGCUCAGGGGGGAGACAAGCUCAGCCCACCCCCGUGCUCCAGCCGACCAAGGUUUGCGGGGCCCAGAGACUGUGGAGCUCCUGAUGUCAAUGGAAGACCCGUUUCAGCACCUGGCACAUGUCACCCAUGUAACCCCACCUAUGGCCAUGCCAGUUGUCAAGCUGGAGCCGCCCUCCGCUACUUCCACCCCUGUCCCCUCCAUCCCCACUGUCGCUGAGGUAGCAGAGCAGCUAUAUUCUAUGCAAGAGCUCCACCCUCCCCCUGUCCUACCACAACCGCAACUGGAGAGCCAGACUGACGCUCACUGCGAGUCUACUGGCACCCUCCCCAAUGCUGCGGAGCCCACCAUUACAGAGGUCCAGGAGAAGACACAGCCUGAGGCUUCUCUAACCAGUUCCCACACUGACAUGCCUGUGUUAUUGUGUGGGGGUGCCGCCCUGGUGGCCAUUGUUGGAGUGGCGGCUUAUGGAGCAAUGGUCUACUGCAGAAAGUAGCUACCCCAUGAGCCACACUUACUGGUCUUUAAAAAUAAAUUCCAAACUUUUCCACAUCCUUAAACUAAAUACGAGAUUUAAUGAAAUGAUUUUCUUUGUAUCUAUGUAGUAUAAUGGACAUUGGUUUAGAUCUUUCAUCCGCUUCUUGAGCUACCUCAGUUCACGUCAUGAGAUUUGGAGCAGGUUGGCGGAAAUGCCUUUUGUUUCUAUGUAGAUUCACAGUGGUAAACCAGGAAAUCUAAAUUACAUAUAUAAAUUAAGAAUUUUAAAGUCUU
This is a messenger RNA of Osmerus eperlanus (European smelt), 1392 nucleotides long. RefSeq lists its product as uncharacterized. Gene Ontology annotation, cellular component: mitochondrion; membrane. Gene Ontology annotation, biological process: apoptotic process. The transcript is spliced from 2 exons. The coding region runs from base 377 to 1117 and encodes 246 amino acids. NCBI's taxonomy places the organism in Eukaryota, Metazoa, Chordata, Actinopteri, Osmeriformes, Osmeridae. The record is from RefSeq and is a predicted model, not a curated record.